AUGAAGACUGAACAAAGCCGCGUGGAGGCACCGGCAGAUCUCCGCGAGGUCAAAGAUCUGCUCCGAAAGCGCGCGUGUCAAAAGGAGGAUGCCCCGGAGAAGCAGGACGAACUCAAAUAUGUGGAUUUGGACUUAGAGGACCUGGAUAAGGGCGGAAUAAUUAGGGAGAAAGACUUUGGAUCUAAUGAAAGAAACCAAAUGUCUGUCGGCGGCUCUGAAGCUCCGCGCGCAACAGAGCCAAACCACGAGUCAUUGGUUAAAACUGAGAUUAAAACGAAGAAGAAAGACAAUUCUGUAGUUGGUAGAUGUUCUAAAGAUUUCAAGGAGUACCCCUCUCAUUCACAAUCUUUACGAGAUCAUCCCUCUGUUACAGCAAAGUCAGAGGAUUGCCUCAAAUCUGAAGACAAAAGCGAGCGCGACAUUGCGCAACAAGAGGAGAAGAAGAAGAAGACAGAAAGAGGAGAGGAGUUACGCUGCCUCCAUGAUGAUGAUUAUCUGAGCGGGAGGAAUGAGUCGGAUGAUUUUGAGGAGGAGGAUGAUGUUAGUUUGGUGCUUUCGGACGACAGCGUCCCGUGCGUAACGGAUGAUGAGUCCCACUACAUUACCACGCACGAGAUCCAGCUCGCGGAGCUCUCUGACCAUGAGGGGGAUUAUGAUAUCGGAGUGGGCUCCUCCGCCAGCUGGGACAUCGAGGAUGACAACCAGCAGGUGUACUCUUUUGUCGAUUACGCCUCAUUCGAUGGUGAUGGAGCGGCGGAGGGGCGCGCUCAGGACGCAGCAGAAGUCAGCACUCUGCUUGAAAGUGAUCCGAGCGACGCGGCCAAGUUCACCAGCUCAGAUGAGAGUGUGUCAAAGCAGCAGGGCAGUGGCAACGGUGCCGGACAGAUCCACCUGUCAAUCAGAACCACUUCUCGAGCUAUAAAUGACCCCAGCAACAUCCAAGAACAGAAAAAUAUUCUUUAUCAUGCCAGGCGCGCCGGAGACAUGAGCCGGUAUGUGUUAAGGGGAGUUGAUGGGAAGGCAGAGACGUUGUGUGACACGACGAAGUGUUUCAUAGCCGCGCCCGGACGCUUACACUUUGGCCGCAAAUUGAGGGGGAAAGAGGUCACCGAGUACUCCAGCGGUGCGUCCAGCGCUGUCAGCGAGCUGGACGACGCUGACAAGGAGGUGCGCAAUCUGACAGCCAAAUCCUUCAAGAGCCUGGCGUACCCUUACUUUGAUGCCAUUAAUUUCAGCACCUCCAGUGAGUCGUCCGCAUCAGAGCAUGGUUUGGGGAUUAACAGGUGGUCAACGUUUGUCGACCUGAAAUAUGGCAACAUGUCACAAGGAAUGGACCAAAGUGUAGUUUCACAUCAGAACGCUACAGCCUCUUUUGAAAUAGCCAAAAAUGUGGGCAGCAGAGGGUACAAAGGUUUGACACUGGCAAGCAUCAAACCGCCCACCAACAAGAUCUUCACUCUGAAUGGGACCCCCCACAGCGCGUCGACUUCAAAGAAAAUCGAGCUGAUGGGGAAACUCGGUCAGGGUCACGGUGGGGUGAUCAGACUCACAGAGACUCUGAAUUUUCGCUGUAAUGUCAAAUCGGGGAUGUCUGCAGGAGAAAGGCGCUCUAACUUUGCGCAAAAUUCUGCAGGAUCACGUUCCACAGAUGAAGUUACCAACAGUUUGCCAAGCAGCCAGAGGAGAGGGGCCAGCAAGCCUGCCUCUAACGCCAUGGAAGACACACACAAGAAGGCCAUCUUCGCCUCCAGCUUGCUUAAAAAUGUGAUUUCUAAGAAGAUGCAGUUCGAGCAGGAGCGCAAGAUGGAAAGAGGGGAGAUAAGUGAGCCGCAUCAAGCGCCUUCCCCGAGCUUUGUGCACCAGGACAGCGACAGCCACAGGGGGAAGGGGAGCAGGGAGCUGCACAGACAGAGCUCCAAGUUUUCAGAGAGCAGCUCAGACUACACCAUAAUGUGCUUGGAUGAAUUAGGGGACAUCAUUGACAGCGGCUCAUGUGAUACUAAGAGCGAUUCUCGGAGACGAGACACGGCCGCUCCCGCACUAGAAACUAAUUUAGAGCCGGCAAAUGAAGCUGGAAUCGAUGCUAAAAUAGGCGCAUUGGAAGCUUCCAAAAGCACGCUGCUACGGAGCCAAAAUAGCGCAUUCAGAUGUUGGAAGGACGAGGAGGUAGAGUUUCAAAAGGAUCAUAAAAACCAUAAAACUCCGGAGGAGAAGCUGCCUUCAGCUAACGACAAAGAAGGCGAGGGGGAUCGGUACUCAUCGGGCAGCAGCAAACUGAUUAAAAUGUCACAUUUGUUUGUGCCAAGUAUCCAACUGCUGCACAGUGACGGAGAAGAGGGGCAGCAGCUGCAGAACCGGAGUUACUCUCUAUGUGAGGACGGAGGAGGAAUAAAACCGCACUCUGACAACACUUUAUUCAUCGCAGACUCGAGGAGUGUGGCUACAUCUAAAUCUCCGGAGAUAAAAAUUAACUUGAGGAGCGUCAGAGACAAUAAAACCGAGCCGUUCGGUGUCUCCAAACUGCGCGCUCCUAAUUUAGGCUGUAACCCAGCCAGCCUCGGCAGAGCAGACGACUUCAAAUGCCAGGCCCUGGCUGCAGCUUUGAAGGGUGAGUGUUCAGAUAAAGUGCCGCAUUUCAUGGUUAGAGACAUUAGAGAAAAUAAAGGAAAGUUGCAGACGCCCAUUCAUCAAGUGAGAGACGUGCGUAAACUGGUGAAAAGCUCCUAUCACUUUGUUUCUUUGGAUAACAACGAGAAUAGAUCCGCUGCUGACAGCCACACAGAGCAGAAGAAGCUAAUGCCCUAUCGGAAUCUAAACUCUGUUUCCCCUAUAGUGAUAAAAUGUCAGUCUGUGAAUACAAACAGCAACGGGAAACAAGACAUUUCUAAAGGGGAGCUGCUUGACUUCGACAGGUCGUCUCCAGAGGGCGCUGUUCUGCAAAAAGCAGCAGGGAGAGUACCCAUAGAUAACCCAAAUAACUCCUCAGAGGGGGGCAGUGGAUUGAGAAUUGAAAGCAACAUGGCUUCAAAGAGGCAAGAAAAACCAUCAGAUAUCACAGAUAAGAAACCUGAAUCCAAGGUGGCGAACCAGGCGGCGUUCGACAAACUCCAGGCGGCUGUGAAAACCAUGGAGCAGCUCUACGUGUUCGAAAGGAAUGAGUGGAAGAGGAAGAACAAGCCCCGGCCGCUGACAGACAGCCAUGUUCUUUCACUGCUCACCAGCGAGGACCAUGAAGGACUGGAGGAGGAGGAGGUCAGAGGGUUCAACAUGGACAGGGCAGCCAGAAGAGACUCCUACCCCAACGCCGACAAGACACCCCCGGCUGUAGCGGCGUCCCCAAGCCUGCCCAGGAGAGACGACAAAGUGUUUCAGACUCCCAAGUCCAUGCAAACAACCACCAACGCCACAGGUCACAAAAACAUGUUCAGCCUCAGCUCCAAUCUUAAGCCCUCUGCGAGCACAAGGACGACCCAGCCGCCGAAUGCCGCCACGCAAACGCCCUUCAACACGAGGAGUUUCACCCCAAAGUCGCCAAAACUGCCCGUGUCCUUAAAAAGCAGCCAAACAAAGCGGAGUGGACAGGAAGGAGUCGAAACAAGGGAGGUAGAGAGGUCCUUGCAAGAUCUCUGGGGCGCAGACAACGAGAACUACCUAACGAUUCCGGUAAAGUCUCCCGCCAACACCAAGAAACCAGCACCAUCCGCUGAUAAAACAUUGGUGUACACGUUCACCACCAAGACGAACCCAGCCACCCCUACAAGACAGGUGGGAUCCACCACCAGGGGUCAUGAAGAGUACAACCAGUCCCCAAAGAGAGCCAGCAUUGUCAUGGAGCCGCGACCGCCUGAGAUCCCUCCUGCGACCAUCUACCACUCUUUGCCGUUGGGCAUGAAUGCAAAUCAGCCUCAGUUGUACUGCUUCUCCCCGGCAAUCACUCCCGCUCCCACUCUGGACCCGUUCCAGGCCACGCAGAGGAAGAUGCUCCUGGAUCCCACAACCGGAAACUACUACCUGGUGGACACUCCCGUGCAGCCGACCACAAAGCGCCUCUUUGACCCGGAAACAGGCCAGUACGUGGACGUGCCAAUGCCGCAGCCUCCUAUGACGCCGGUUCCCAUGCCGAUCUCACCGUUGGCGCUCAGUCCAGGAGCGUAUGGACACACCUACAUGAUCUACCCGGGCUUCAUGCCGACGCCGUCCGUGAUCCCGGCGAGGACACUGGUGCAGUCACAGAUGUCGAUGCAGUCGGAGGCUGAGAGCGUGGAGAAGGCUUCGUCGCAGCAGAUGGAAGGCCUGUACAUGGAAAGUCCUUUCUACAUGUCGACAGGAAAGUCUCCCCAGGCCGCCACCGGGUUUCAACCGCAGGCCGCCGCCACCAGCAGGCCAACACAGGGGUUCUCCACCGCCACGCAGCCUGUCAUCAGCAUCACCUCCCAGCAAGGUCCGCGGAUCAUUGCCCCGCCCUCUUUUGACGGGACUACCAUGAGCUUUGUGGUGGAGCACAGAUAAACGGCAGCCUACCUGGACAGGGCUGAUCUCUGAGUGGACGCUGGACUUCUCUGCAUCUUUGAUCACGUA
Messenger RNA from Labrus bergylta (ballan wrasse), 4578 nucleotides. RefSeq names its product chromosome 22 C4orf54 homolog (gene c22h4orf54). The record is from RefSeq and is a predicted model, not a curated record. Lineage: Eukaryota; Metazoa; Chordata; Actinopteri; Labriformes; Labridae.